AUGCCCGUAGAUCCCUUUGGGGACGAGCACCACACACCCAUCAUGAAUCCCUCCCAACUGACUAGCUAUACCAAUCGUACACCAUCACCGGAGCGACAGCGACAGCACAGUACCUACCAGUCACCGGAGCGACAGAGCGUCUAUUCACCCGAAAGACAGCAGAGCUAUCAGCUUCAGGAUAAUCCAUAUGGAACUCAUGCGCACUUGCACAUGCCAUCAAUUGAUCGUCUUGCUGAGCAACCUACUUACUCAGUCGAGCAUGUCCAUCAUAACUCUUACAGCGGCUACAGUGAACCUCCAUCCUACGCUUAUGAACCCGACUACGCAGUCGAUCCCGAGGCGCAUCAUGACGCCUAUUUCACUCAACCCUACGAACCAAACGUCGAACCGCCUGCGCAAGAAGAUUAUGAUCUAGGUCACUACCCAGAUGGCCGCCACCAAUCUUAUGAUGACAAUGCUCCUAUGCUGGAGCACGAGGCGGACCAAGGGGAAAACCCUUUUGGUCCAGACUACAAUCCCGGGUAUGAAGAUGAGCCACGCCCGACGCCCAGUCCUGCUCCCAUUAGGCGCUGGAAAACCGUCAAAGAAGUGCAGCUUUUCAACGGCAACCUGGUCUUGGAUUGUCCUAUUGCGCCGAGACUGCUGAGCCAGGUACCACAUGCGGAGGCACCUGGUCGUGACGAGUUCACCCACAUGCGGUAUUCCGCCGCAACCUGUGACCCGGCUGAUUUCUUUGAGGAGCGAUUCACUCUACGUCAAAAGCUGUUUGCGAAGCCGCGCCAUACGGAGCUCUUCAUUGUUGUGACCAUGUACAACGAAGAUGACUUCCUAUUCGCACGGACCAUGUCCGGUGUCUUCAAGAACAUUGAUCAUAUGUGUAAUCGUACAUCCAGUAAGACCUGGGGCAAGGACGCAUGGAAGAAGAUCGUGGUUUGCGUUAUUAGUGACGGCCGUGCGAAGAUUAACCCCCGAACUCGUGCUGUCCUGGCUGGUCUGGGUUGUUACCAAGAUGGAAUUGCUAAGCAGCAGGUCAAUGGCAAAGAUGUCACGGCCCAUAUCUAUGAGUACACCACCCAAGUUGGCUUGGAGAUCAAGGGCACACAAGUUCACCUGAAACCGCGAGCGGGUCCUCCAGUCCAGAUGAUUUUCUGUCUCAAGGAAAAGAAUCAGAAGAAAAUCAACUCUCACCGUUGGUUCUUUCAAGCAUUCGGUCGUAUUUUGGAUCCGAAUAUCUGUGUCCUGCUUGAUGCCGGUACUAAGCCCGGCAGAGACUCGAUUUAUCAUCUAUGGAAGGCUUUCGAUGUGGAGCCGAUGUGCGGUGGUGCCUGUGGUGAAAUCAAGGUCAUGCUUUCAGCCGGCAAGAAGCUGCUGAAUCCGUUGGUUGCUGGUCAAAACUUUGAAUACAAGCUCAGUAACAUUUUGGACAAGCCUUUGGAGUCUUCCUUUGGUUUCAUUUCCGUGUUACCUGGUGCUUUCUCCGCAUACCGAUUCGUCGCACUACAGAAUGACAAGAAUGGACAGGGCCCUUUGGAGCGGUACUUCCUGGGAGAAAAGAUGCACGGUGCCAAUGCGGGUAUUUUCACAGCCAACAUGUAUCUGGCCGAGGAUCGAAUCCUGUGUUUCGAGAUCGUGUCUAAACGAAAAUGCCGCUGGCUGCUUCAGUAUGUUAAGUCGUCGACUGGUGAAACCGACGUGCCCGACCGUAUGGCCGAGUUCAUUCUGCAGCGUCGUCGCUGGUUGAACGGUAGUUUCUUUGCUGCUGUGUACGCCAUUGCACACUUCUACGAGGUCUUCCGCAGUGAUCACAGCUUCCUUCGCAAGCUUGCGCUGAUGAUCGAGUUCGUUUACCAAACUAUUUCGAUGAUCUUCGCUUGGUUUGGCAUUGGAAACUUCUUCUUGGUCUUCCACAUUCUUACGACAUACUUGGGUGAUGAUAAACUCCUCGGUACUGCCGGAAAGAUAUUGGGCAUUGUUUUCGAAUGGUUAUACCUCGCGACACUGGUGACUUGUUUCGUCCUCGCUCUCGGCAAUCGACCUGGCGGUUCAAACAAAUUCUACAUGACGAUGGUGUACUUCUGGAUCUGCAUCAUGAUAUACCUGUCAUUCGCCGCCAUAUUUGUUACAGUCAAGUCUAUUGAGGAAACAGUGGCAGAAACCCACUUCACAGUAAGCAUGCUGUUUACAAACAAGACAUUCUUCUCAAUCGUCGUGUCGCUCGGCUCAACCUGGGUCAUGUGGCUUAUUGCAUCCAUUCUCUUCUUGGACCCGUGGCACAUGUUCACCUGUUCCAUCCAGUACCUUCUGUUAACACCAACCUACAUCAACGUGCUCAACAUCUACGCCUUCUGCAACACUCACGAUAUUACAUGGGGUACCAAGGGUGAUGACAAAGCGGAAAAACUGCCAUCUGCCCACUUGAAGCCUGGCGGCAAGGUCGACGUCAACAUUCCCCAGGACGACGGCGAUCUGAACGCGCAGUACGAAGCUGAACUUGGCAAAUUUGCCAUGAAACCACCAAAGGAAGUUCCCAACAUCACCGAGGAGGACCGUCAAGCAGACUACUACAAGGGAUUCCGCAGUGCCGUUGUAUUGGCAUGGGUAUUCUGCAAUUUUGCCCUCGGUGCGGUUGUGCUUAGCGCCGCUGGUCUACAGACAUUUGAUGAGACCAGUAGUACCGACGGUCAAAACACUGAUACGACCCAGAAUCAGCGUUCUCUUAUCUACAUGGAGGUCGUUCUGUGGAGUGUGGCCGGACUUUCGAUGAUCAAAUUUGUGGGUGCGAUGUGGUACCUAGUUGUUAGGGCGUUCCGAGGUGUUUGA
Penicillium taxi is the source of this 2820-nucleotide messenger RNA. RefSeq names its product chitin synthase I (gene chsA). Lineage: Eukaryota; Fungi; Ascomycota; Eurotiomycetes; Eurotiales; Aspergillaceae. The record is from RefSeq and is a predicted model, not a curated record. The coding region runs from base 1 to 2820 and encodes 939 amino acids. The transcript has 2 exons. Gene Ontology annotation, molecular function: chitin synthase activity. Gene Ontology annotation, cellular component: cell periphery; cell septum.